Molecule: messenger RNA, 726 nt
Organism: Peromyscus leucopus (white-footed mouse)
Lineage: Eukaryota; Metazoa; Chordata; Mammalia; Rodentia; Cricetidae
Gene: Smim29
Product: small integral membrane protein 29
Exons: 5
Coding region: 174-482 (102 amino acids)
Source: RefSeq, a predicted model, not a curated record
GGCCCCGCCUCCUCUCCGGGUUCUUUGAUCACGCGCCGGAGGGCUCUUCCGGGGCCGGAGCCAACCCACGGUGUUGCUGUCAGGGCUGCACGGCGGGAGGGAGCCCAGGGGAGGCGCCCUCCCGAGGCCACCGUUGCUCAUGCAGACCACUCAGCCAUCUGGCUACCGAUGUCAUGAGUAACACGACAGUGCCCAAUGCCCCCCAGGCCAACAGCGACUCCAUGGUGGGCUAUGUGUUGGGGCCUUUCUUCCUCAUCACCCUGGUCGGGGUGGUGGUGGCUGUGGUAAUGUAUGUGCAGAAGAAAAAGCGGGUGGACCGGCUUCGCCAUCACCUGCUUCCCAUGUACAGCUACGACCCUGCAGAAGAGCUCCACGAGGCGGAGCAGGAGCUGCUGUCCGACGUGGGGGACCCCAAGGUGGUACAUGGCUGGCACAGCAGCUACCAGCACAAGCGAGUGCCCCUGCUGGACAUCAAGACGUGACUUGCUGUCCACCCAGAUAGGUACAGGGGUGUGCAUUCUGAGAACGCCCUCAGCCGGCCCCGAGCCUACCAAGCACGGAUGGGUUUUUCCUCGCGGAGUGGGUGGCUGGGUGACGGCUUUGCUUUCUCUGGUCCGCUUGGACCUUGGGCACAACCCAAGAGGCCUCUGGAGUCGUUCCCAUGGCGACAGGCCCAGCUGUACAGUACCCAGUGUACAUAUUUUGUAAAUAAACUUUUGUGGCUCC